GAGCUCAGGUGAGCUGGCUCCUCCAGUCCUGUCUCAGCGUCUGCCAGCAGAUGAUGACCCACCCGCUCCUCUGGGGCCGGCUGUAGGACGAGACUCUCACCAAAGGACCAAGCGCAUCGAGCAGCAUGGGGCAGUGUCGGUCAGCCAGCGCGGAGGAUGCCCAGGAAUUCAGCGACGUGGAGCGGGCCAUCGAGACCCUGAUCAAGAACUUCCACCAGUAUUCGGUGGAGGGUGGGAAGGAGACGCUGACCCCCUCCGAGCUACAGGACCUGGUCACCCAGCAGCUGCCCCACCUCAUGCCGACCAACUGUGGGCUGGAAGAGAAAAUUGCCAACUUGGGUAGCUGUAGCGACUCUAAACUGGCCUUCGGGAGUUUCUGGGAGCUGAUUGGAGAAGCAGCGAAGAGUGUGAAGCUGGAGAACCCUGUCCGGGGGAGCUGAAAACCUUCCCCUGGAGUUCAGGGGUGGGGGGGGGAUGUUGGGGAAAGGGGACCUUAGAGCCUGUGGGCCUGCAAAUAAAAACUCCUCUCUCCACCACCCCCACAUUGUUCCCCAGCCCUACCUGCCUCACCUCUGCAAGGUUCAGGUUCAUAACGGCCCUUCCUGGGGCCUCCGUGUGCUUCAUCCCUGGGAGCUCCGUGGAGCUUAUGGGUCCAGGGGUCCCCACCAGGGGAAGGCUCAGGGGGUGGCUGGGGCCAGGGACGUUUGUGGAGGGCUACUGGAGGGUUGAGGAUGGUAUAAGGGCCACGUCAUUUAGUAGAGGGGAAGGGCAGAGAGGAGCUGAGCUAUGGGAAAUGAUUUAAAGGGGUUGGGAAUAGGAAUGGAUAUUUGGUACUAAAAAGGGUGUCUAUGAACCUACCCCUCCUAAUGUCUUCCCCAACCCAAACUGUCCAGUGUGGUGCCUCCCUGCCCCCAGGUCUGCCCCAGCCUCCUCUCAGGACUCAGUCUCCCUGGCUUAGGGCAGGGGAAGAGAGAGAGCAGGGUGGGGAGAGGCUGAGGAGGGUGACAUUUGGGAGUGAGAGGACCAGCUGGGUGCUUGGGCAUUUACAGAAUGAUGGUUGUUUUGUAUCAUUUGAUUAAUAAAGAAUAUGGAAAAAAUGAAA
Molecule: messenger RNA, 1102 nt
Organism: Hippopotamus amphibius kiboko
Lineage: Eukaryota; Metazoa; Chordata; Mammalia; Artiodactyla; Hippopotamidae
Gene: S100A14
Product: S100 calcium binding protein A14
Exons: 4
Coding region: 126-440 (104 amino acids)
Biological process (GO): response to lipopolysaccharide; positive regulation of granulocyte chemotaxis; toll-like receptor 4 signaling pathway
Cellular component (GO): perinuclear region of cytoplasm
Molecular function (GO): chemokine receptor binding
Source: RefSeq, a predicted model, not a curated record